This is a messenger RNA of Acipenser ruthenus (sterlet), 8096 nucleotides long. It is a transcript of the gene slc5a6a, whose product is annotated as solute carrier family 5 member 6a. Gene Ontology annotation, cellular component: membrane. NCBI's taxonomy places the organism in Eukaryota, Metazoa, Chordata, Actinopteri, Acipenseriformes, Acipenseridae. Gene Ontology annotation, biological process: biotin transport; sodium ion transport; pantothenate transmembrane transport. The transcript is spliced from 18 exons. The coding region runs from base 482 to 2365 and encodes 627 amino acids. The record is from RefSeq and is a predicted model, not a curated record. Gene Ontology annotation, molecular function: sodium-dependent multivitamin transmembrane transporter activity.
AUACUGAAAAUUUUUGGUUAAAUCAUACUCCACCCCUAUUUUCUGAUGUAAUCUCAAUGCGACGUACGGAAGCGUGGAGGUCCAUGUGUUAAAAAGUGCAAGCAAGGUUGUCAGAGAGAGCGAGUAACAUCGACGGAGAAUAGUGGUGGUACAUUUUCCUGAGAAACCGCACAUCGCAGCUUUCUGUUCUGUGACACAAGAACCAAAAUGGCAAAGGAGUUCUUCAACGAAUUAAUUAAUAAUGAAAAAAACACAUGCAGGCAUUCAAGUAAAAAUAAGUCAUGUCGCUCCAGCUCCAGCGCAAAACAACCCAAUGCUUUGCAUGACAGCUAAGCAACCCACAACAGUCUACCAGUCGGGGGGGUCCUGCCAGCAGUAGACCUUGUGUGAACCCAAUGGGCUUGUGUUUGGUCCUGUGGAGAUUAGACUUUUUGUUGUUGUUUUAGCAUUCCCCUGUGGGUGGUGCUGUGGUCCGGCAGCUAUGGCACAGAUGUACUUCUCCACCCUGGACUAUGUGAUCUUUGCUCUGUUGCUUGUGCUCUCCUCGGGUAUAGGGCUGUUCUAUGCCUUUACUGGGGGGCGCCAGCGCACUACACAAGAGUUCCUAUUGGCUGACCGCAGUAUGAGCUGCCUGCCAGUGGCACUCUCGCUCCUCGCCACCUUCCAGUCAGCCGUGGCCAUCCUGGGUGUCCCUGCCGAGAUCUACACCUAUGGUACACAGUACUGGUUCCUAGGCAUCUCCUACAUCCUGGGGCUGCUCAUCCCUGCGCACAUCUUCAUACCCAUCUUCUACCGACUCAGGCUCACCAGCACAUACCAGUAUCUAGAGUUGCGGUUCAACAAAACUGCUCGAAUUUUAGGGACUAUUACCUUUAUAUUCCAGAUGGUGAUAUAUACGGGUGUAGUACUCUAUGCCCCUGCACUGGCUCUCAAUGCAGUUACUGGCUUGGAUCUUUGGGGUUCAGUGUUAGCAAUUGGCCUGGUCUGUACUGUGUAUACAGCACUGGGUGGUCUGAAAGCUGUAAUCUGGACGGAUGUGUUCCAGACAGUGGUCAUGUUUGCAGGACAGCUGGCAGUUAUAGUGGUGGGGGCAUUGCGAGUGGGUGGGAUGGGGCAGGUCUGGAGAAUAGCACAGGAAGGAGGCCGCAUCUCUGGAUUCGACUUCAAUCCAGAUCCUUUUGAGCGACACACUUUCUGGACCCUGUCCUUCGGAGGAAUCUUUGUGAUGUUGGCCCUGUAUGGAGUGAACCAGGCACAGGUGCAGAGAUAUCUGAGUGCACGCACUGAGAGAGAGGCCAUCAUAUCAUGUUACGUGGUGUUUCCCUGUCAGCAGAUUGUUCUGGCUCUGGGCUGUUUGAUGGGCCUGGUGAUGUAUGCAUAUUAUCAAGAGGACAAUCCGCUGGUCAACGGUUAUGUCAAAACCACAGACCAGAUGGUGCUGUACUUUGUGAUGGAUAUUUUGAAGGACCUGCCUGGACUUCCAGGGCUCUUUGUGGCCUGCUUGUUUAGUGGAGCUCUCAGUACUAUUUCCUCAGCGUUUAACUCCCUAGCAACGGUUACUAUGGAGGAUCUGAUCAAGCCAUACUUCACAGCUAUGACAGAGUCUAGAGCCACUCUGCUGUCCAAGGGGCUAGCUUUGGCUUAUGGAAUCAUCUGUUUGGCAAUGGCCUACAUCGCAUCUCAAAUGGGUUCAGUGCUGCAGGCAGCUUUAAGUAUCUUUGGGAUGGUUGGGGGGCCUCUGCUCGGUAUCUUCUGUCUUGGAAUCUUCUUCCCUUGGGCCAACUCGACUGGAGCCAUCACUGGCUUGCUAACAGGCCUGGUCAUGGCUUUUUGGAUUGGAAUCGGAAGCUUUGUAUCUCGUAGCUCCAUCCCUCUCCUUCCAGUAAAUGGCACUGCUUUCCCUGAUGUAGGAAACAUGACAACUGCUGCUAUGACUACACUUCUCACUUCGGCAACAACCAAAGCACGCACAACUGGGCUGAAGAGGUUUUACUCUUUGUCAUACAUGUGGUACAGCGCACACAACUCUGCCACUGUGGUCAUCGUGGGACUGAUUGUCAGCUUCAUCACAGGUCCAAUGAAACCAAAGGAUGUGAAUCCCCGCACCAUCUUCCCUGUGCUGCGCUCCCUGCUCUUCUUUCUGCCCGAGAGAUAUAGAGAUAAGCUGUGCUUUAGAGUCCCACUGGACAAGAGGGAUGAUGAGCGCUGUACCCAUCAGUACAUGAUGGCACAGAAGAACUGUAAUGGUGGUCCCAUGACUGGUGACAUGGAGAACAUUGCUCCUGCUCCUCUGGGAGAGGUAGACCCAGAGAGCUCGCCUCAGAUACAUCGCAACAUUCAUGUAGUUCAUGAGACGUCUCUGUGAGGCAUUUACAACUGGAGACACCCAGCGUUGCCCGCAGAGAAGCCCACAAAAAUGGCCCAGAGCUUCUCCGGAUAGACAGCCUGUGGAGUCAGUAGAGUCCCAACAUUUCUUUGGCCUCUCACUGUGGGGGGAAAAAAAAUAGCCAGGUGUCCUUCAACUCCAUGUUCUGCUGCAAUGUGUCUGUGUAUCACAGAAACUUAUGAAAUGGUUAAACCAAGACUGUUGGACAAAAAUAAAAGCAUAAAAGUUUACGCCAACCAAGUAUUGAUUAAAGUAAAAAAAAAAAAAAAAAAAAAAACACCAAAAACAUAUAUAUAUAUAUAUAUAUAUAUAUAUAUAUAUAUAUAUAUAUAUAUAUAUAUAUAUAUAUAUAUAUAUAUAUAUAUAUAUAUAAUCAAUUCCUUGUGAUAUAUACACAGUCUGCCAAUACUUAAGAGUGGUAUACUGUAGUCUCGUUCUUAGGGAAUGUGUUGGAAUCACUGUGCAACCACUUCUAAGGAUAAUUGUGGUUGGGUUUAAAUUUGAAUUGAUGUGUUAAGAGUUUAGAUGAUCUGAAACUCUAAACCCCUCCCUCCUGUCUUGAAAAGAAGAUCUCGUUUAGGAUAUAGUGUUAUUUAAAAAUAAUUGUUAUUAUAGAAAGACAUAUUUUGCUGAAAGAAAGUCAUAUAUGCUGUUAAGUGCACAGUAUGUUGAGGGAGGCGGUAAAGAUUUGUGUUUGUUUUUCAGUCUGAAAAUGUCAAUCUCUUGGUUUUUUUUUUGUUUUUUUUAUUACGGACUAUUUUAACGUGUUGGAGAUACUUGAGAUUUCCUUAUGCACUAAAACAUUAGAAAAAGACAUAGAUGAACACAGAAGAAGGUCUCCACUGGGAAAUGAGGUGAGCAGAAGGGUGCUCUGUCUAGUGACCAACUUCCCUUGGUUCCAUACUUGAAGGUGAAUCUCAACUGAAACAUGCAAUCCAAACUGAACAGAUCCCAGUCAUUUGUUCAAGUUAUUUAUUGUACAAUCAGUUAUUUCUUUAAACUCUCGAGAGUGCCUCCUACUAGACAAAGAAUAUUGUUGUGAUUUAAUAUUUUAAAGACGUGAUUAUGUUCUGCAAAAGUAGGACACAUUGGGGAUAGUUUUUCAAAGCGUUUUGCGUUCUUAAAUUAAGUACCUGAUUUGUAUAUGUGUAGUGUAGUUCCAUUUAAUUGGCUGUUUUUGCAAUUUGAAAAACAAAGUGUAAAGCUUUUCAACAGAACAUGCAAUAUCAGCAAUUCUGGGAUACUUGUGGUUGGGAUUACAUUGUAAUUGUUUUGUUAAACUAAAACUGAUUUUAGUGUUUAUAGCUAACAUAAUAUCCUAAGUCACACCUGUUGUGUACUUCACUUGUGUUAUACAGGAUUACCAAUGUUAAGUUUUUAAAGAAAUGCACAUAAUAGCAUGGAUUUUCAUUUUAAACUACAAUAAGUUAGAUGACUUUUUUUUGCACAAGCCUUGUUCUUCAGUCAUUUCACCUAGAGAGUGGAUUUGUCAUCCUCCCCUUUAAAGGCUUCUUUUCUGUCAUAAACCAUUCUAUUGACUGGCAUGCCUUGAGCCAUUAACAUGCAUUGACCCAGAAGACCCGGCCAUGGUGAAAUGACCUCAGAAGUGCAAGUGUACCCGAUUUCCUGGGAGUGAGGCAUAGAAAAUGAGAACUAACUUUUUAUCCUAGUGUAGUACCAGAUAUCGUAUCCUGUUUUAAAAUGAGAAUACAUGUUUACUAAAGCCUGUGUUUCUUUUAGAGCAGCAUGUUUAAGACCUAUUUAACUAAUGGAAGUGCAAAACAUUUAUGGAAAUAUUUUGUUUAAUACAAUUACUUCAAAUUGAAAAAAACAAAGUUUUGUUAUUUGUCUAACGAUAGCUGUCAUAAUUAAAAUGUAAUCCCGUGCCUCUAAUUAACCACUUCUAAAUAUUUUAUGCUGGAAUUUGUUGAUUUUAUGUGGCUCAGAACGUUCAUAAAUCCCAGGAAACUGUAAGGAACAAUUGCUUCUGUUGGUGAUUAGUGCAUUGUUGGUGGGUGACAUGAUUGUGUAUUUAGUUCAGAGAACUGGUAUCCAUAAAUCAACAAAUAAACAUGUUCACCUAUAAUAUGCAGAGAAACAAAAAAUCGAAGUAGAAUGUCUGUUUAGAAGGUCUUGAAUACAUUUCUACUUUGACUACAUUACAGACACCAGUCUGGCUGUUAUGGGCCUGUACCACUACGUCAAGUAAGUUGACCUUUUUAUGGUUAUCACUGCCUCAGAAGCCAUUGCAUCAGUGCAAAACUUAACAUAAAAGCAGUUUAACAACUUAAAGUAUUACCGAACAGGCUGUAGGGUUUAAAAUGCAACACUCUACUUUCCCUACCUUUCUGCUUUGUUGUACGUAUUCCUGCAAUAUCCUUUUCAGCAUAAUUGCAGUUGUUUUGGUAUUUUAUUAGCAUCCCUCAGUUUUCAUCAAUCAGUUUUGAGCAGUUAUUUUUGUUUCAAGUCAGUUAUGGAUCGGGUCUUCCUGUCAAAAUGUCUUCUGAAUUCGCAACAUCGGCAGUUCAGCUCAACCUGUUCAAUCAGAAACAUUUCAUUGGUUCCUGACUCUUCUCCCAAAGGUAGCAUUUUGAUAGGUCCAUCUGGCCUACUUGCUCGCUGUAGAUUUCACUGCCCAGUUUAUAGUGUUCUGUGCUACAAUGUCUUAUACACAUUUUGAGUACAAACAUAAAUGUUGAUUUGGUUGAAGGUAUGACCGCUGUACACCUUGCAUCUUUGAUAUAACUGGGUUGGGGUCUGUAAAUAGUAUGUUGACAAGCCCUCUACAAUGACAUGCAUAUUCAUGAACCUGUGCCGGAGCGAGCAAAUAGGUCAGAUGGACCAAUCAAAAUGCUAAACUUUGGGAGAGGUGUCAAGAACCAAUUAAAUGUUUCUUAUUGAACAGGUUGGAUUGAAGCUGCCAAUGUUGUGAUCCCCAAAGACAAUUUGACGGGAAGACUCGACUGCAUAACUGAUGUGAAACGAAAAUAUCUGCUUAAAACUGAUUUAUGACCAGGGAUACAGUAAUAUAAAUAUCAAAACAAUCAGGAUUAUGUUGAAAAAGAUAUUGCAGGAAUAUGUGAAACAAAGCAGGAAACUAGGGAAAGUAAUGUGUUUUAAACCCUACAGCCUGUUCAGUAAGACUUUAAUCUUUAUGAGCAACACCUGGAAUUGCUGUGUGUGUGUGUGUGUGUGUGCGUGUUUGUAAUUGCUUGUUUAGUGUUAAGUGACGGAUGAUUUGUUAAGCGAGUUAAAUAUGUGUGUUGUGUUUAGGUGUAACCAGAUAUCUUGACCUCAGCACCCUUAUAAAUAAAGCAAGAAAACACUCAUUUGCUGUUGAAGUGUUUUGAUAAAAUAUUUUUAGGUUCAUAUAGGGGGUAGUAUAUGUGGCAGAUCUUCCUAAUUAAUAGGGUACACAUGUGUAUGUAUGUGUGUUUCAAAUGAAGCACUCCUGCAAAGUGAACAUCAGUUUUCUAUUAAAUAUCUUUCAUAUACAUUAUCUGAUUGCUAUUUAGACCAUAGUUGUCUUUUUGUGUAUGUGUAUCAGUCCUCUGUUUUUACAGUAGGCGAGAUUGUAUGUACUUAUACUAUACUAUGUAGUGUGCACAUUUAUUAGAACACACCAUUGCUUCUGUUUUGAUUUGUUAUGCAUAUGAAAUCAAAUCACUGUAACUGAAAAACUUGGAAAAUCUGCAAGAUAGGCAAAUUAGUGAUUGUCUAAUGCAAUUGAUGACUUUUAGUAGACCACACAUGCAAUUAAUUAAAAAUAGUAAGAGAAAGGGAACACACAGCCACAAAUGAUAACAUGCAUGAGACUUUUUAGAAGUUGUUUUAAGGUGCUUAAUUAAUUAAAGCACAAUGUGGUGUAAGAUUUUCACACAUGGGUGCCUAAUGUUUCUACAUCACCGGUUUACUGACCAGUAGGUAUAUAAAGGAUAUAAAUGACAAAGCUUGAGGUGUUCUUAUAAAUUUGCACACUACUUUGUGCUACUGUGCCUAUUCUUUCAGUUGUGUGUGUGUGUGUGUGUGUGUGUGUGUGUGUGUGUGUGUGUUUACUCCUGUGUUGUAUACUGGUUUCUGUGAAUCUAGUAUUAUUGAUGAAGUCAGUGUAUUUGCAGUGCUAUUGACAUUUAGACAUCCAACAAACUGUCCAAUCGGUUGGUUUUUUUUCCCUCCAAAAUGCUGUUUUUUCCAGUAAUGGUAACCGGGCAAAGUUCCUGCCUGAUUUGAGAUGACAAGCUAGAAAUUCAGCAUUCUUUCUCACUGCCUAUCUGAAAAAAAUAAAUAUUAAACUACAGUACCCCUCAAACCUGUACUAACAUGUUCUGCUUCUUCAAUACUAGUUAAUAUAUGGCAAUUUCUAGAAAUAAAAGCAAUUCAUCGUUAUUUUUCGCACUGACAAUUCCUUCAAAAAAAGAAACUUAAAAUACAAGGCUUCUGUUUAAGAAUGUUUGAUCUUGCAGAUAUCUGUGUUUAAGUCUUUUGACGUGAGAGAUUAUAGCUUUGAGGGUUUGAUUUGAUCAGAUUCAUCUUGUGCUACACACCUGACUGCCAGCUCCUCCAAUCUUGUGGGGGAUAAAAGAUUGAUUGGGAUUCUGCUGUUCAAUUAAAUGGUGUAUUGUUUGCUGUAUUUAUCAAAUCCAAAAUGUACAAUUGCCAAAAUAGAGUUUUUGAUUUUGCCGCCUUUAAUUACUGCCAAACAUUAGCAGGGCUUCCAGAUCAUUUUUAGGUUUCUAUAUAAUUCAAUAAAUCCAUGGUAACGCUUUUUUUAAUGCACUGAGGUAAAUUAUAGAACACAAGAGAUGUUCAUGAUCUGGGAGACCUGCUAUAGCCUGAAAGAGCCUUUGGCUGGGUGAAGUCCUCCUGGAAAUAUCUACAUGAUGUCACAAGGGCUAGGUAUUUCCAGUCACUAAAUUCUGAAGUAUCCUGUAUUUCCAAGGCAAGUCUGAAACACAUAAUCUCUAGAUUAAGUCAUAACCAUGUACCAGUUUUAUAGAGCUUGCCUACCUUGCUACCUUUCCAUAAAACUAAUCUUUUGGACACACAUCCCCUACAUCAUCACUGCCUAACCCUAAGCCCAGCCGUGGCUCUGCAUAGGUAACCUCAGGGUUAACUUCUCUGCAUAUCAUACAAUCUGCUGCUGUUUUAUGUCCAGCAGCCAAACAAAAUGACUAGUUCAGUAUAUUCCAACACUUUUUUACUCUAUACAGAACUGCUGUGCAGCUGUGAAGUAACACAUUAUUUAUGGUAUGGAGAAUUAAUUUGUAAUAAACAAUACAGCUAUUAAGCGAGUGAAAGAAGUAACACAUCAAUAUGUUAAACUUGUUGGUCAUGUCUAUUUUUCAUGGCCAGUAUAGCUGAUAUCAUGUAAGGACAACUUCAUGUGCUUUAAAAUAAAUCAGAAUUCAACAAUGAUACCCAGUGUUGAGAAACGUAUUUUCCUAAGUCGACACUAACACAAAGUUAGAAAAGUUGAUGUAAAUGGUCUAUCUAGAAUCUAAAAUUUAGAGGAAAUCCUAGUUAUCCAGUAUGGGUUAGUGUUGGUACCCACUCCCCUUUUUCCAGGAACGAUGCUCCUUCAUAUGCCUUUUUUUGUCAGUGUAGCAUUGAAUUGGCUUGUGUAGUGAUGCUCCUUACUUUGAUUGGUACCAGAGAUCAUUCCAUGAUUUGUAAUUUAAUCAGAAUGUAAAUUAAAAGAAUAUUGAUUGUU